Molecule: messenger RNA, 1314 nt
Organism: Oldenlandia corymbosa var. corymbosa
Lineage: Eukaryota; Viridiplantae; Streptophyta; Magnoliopsida; Gentianales; Rubiaceae
Source: the annotation of a GenBank genome assembly
AUGAAGUUAGAGGGACUGAAAUUGUCCUCCCAUCAGCAAGUUAUUUUUCCAGAUCAUAUUCAGGUUCCUGAAGAAUUAAGAAUUGGAUUGACUUUCGGUAGCUUGGAUGGUGCUUUAGUACCAAGCAAAAAUAUGAACAAGGACUCUACGCGUGUGGCUCCCAUUGUGCUGAUUGGCCAGGAUGCUGCUGGGGAGCCACCUUUAUGUGAUCAACCUGCAGGCCCAGCUGUCGAAGGAGAUGUUUCUGCUGUUAAUGGUUUUGGUGUUGUACACCUUCUGCAAGUUGAAGCAGCUGAGGUGCCCAGCUCAGUUCCAUCAACAUCGAGUUCAUCACAACCUGCUCAGCCUGUAGGCACUGGACAGAAUUCUGUUGAUGUUGCUCGUGGUGUAAAAGACAAGCGGACUGGCAAAGCAAAGAGAUACAGAUUCGUAAGGUUUGCCAAUCCAUCGGACCUUACUGGAGCACUGAAGGAGAUGAAUGGUUUGAAGUGGGUGAUCCUGGUUACUGGCAUCAUCAUAAAAUUUUCUGAUGUAUUUGAUUUGGAGCAUUUCAAGACAGCUGUGGAGAUUGAUGUUAGAAUUGUGUCUCUUCACUUCCGUCUACUCAAGUUGAACAAUUGCAUAAAAUCUUCAAGCUUUGCGGCUCUCCACCCGAUGAAUACUGGAAACAGUCCAGACUUCCACUUGCCACCAUGUUCAAGCCUCAGCAACCUUAUGAAAGUACACUCCGAGAAAGAUUUGGAAGCACAGAGCGAGCUUCUGGAGCAACAAGAAAUCAAAGAAGAAGCCGAAGAAGUGUUCAAGAACCAAAUAUUUUCUUCAAAGUUGUUCCAACAGAGGUCUUUAUCCAUCUACACUGUUGCAUUCAUGCUUGAGGCCAGUAUUCAAGUUGCUCGAAGAAGCAAUUCUGGUGGUAACACUAUUCUGACAGGGAAAGGAGCAACUGUAUCUCGGAUGUCACUGAAACCUUCUGAUACAGUGUCGGAGGCUUCUCAAAUGAGGAAGAAUCUAACGAUGAAACAAAAACAAGAUGCGUCGAGGAAGAUAUACAGCAAUGCCACUUCAAGAAGUCAUAAGCUGACUUCACAUGAUCCACCCAGCGUAUUGCAAGUUGACACCACGUGGGACUCAGAAGGGCAAGAGGCUGAUGAUUUCUCAAACAGGACAUUCAAUGAUGUCGGAGGCACAGAUGAGAAUGCUUGCGCCAUGCACAAGCAACAGCUAAGGCCUCAAAGAUUAGAAACCUUUGAUUCAACGGGUUUGAGAAGACUUUUCAGCGGGAAGAUGCUUUUUGUCACGGGGGCAAAACUUUGA